AAGUAACUAUUCAGAUUAUAAUUCAUUUCUUGCUAAAUAUUAAAAAUUCAAUCAAACUUCUCAGAUUAUUUAUAAAAAUCCUUGCGACUCGAACAAGUUUCCGCACGAUGGCAGGUGGCUUUACCAGCAACAUCUCAGCCAAGGCUAAAGAAGUCAUGAAAGAAGAGUACUGUAAAGCUACAGAGUUCCUUUCAGAUGCGACCAAGAGCCGAGCCUACUUAUACCCCUUCAAGGGUAUAAUCUAUUUUGUAACCCACAAAUCACUAUGGAAGCCAUUCUCCUCUCGCAUUUUGCCAACUCUGGGGCUUACCAUAGGUGUCUUCGCCUCCAUGCUCUUCUUUACUUAUGUACCGCAGCUUGCAAUCCUUGUCUUUAUCAAUGGCCCUUUGGCUAUUUUCACUACCAUUCUUCUCAUACUCAACGAAAGCUCCAUUAUUAUCAACAUAUUCUCUCGUAAUUUUCUCUUACGGGAUGCUCUACUUGAUGCCUUCGAUGGUACACUUAUCGCAAGAAACGCCAUUAAUAUCGUCAAGGAAGGACGUCAAUUAAAGUCUGGCAAUGACCCUGUUUCAAGAUUGGGUAAAAUUCUUAAAAGCCCUUUUUCGAAAUUUACUCCGAAAGCUUUGAUAAGAUAUGUUAUGUAUCUUCCCCUAAAUUUUAUCCCCGUUAUUGGCACGAUUAUUUUUCUAUUUUUUCAAGGUCGAUCAAGGGGCAGUGUUGUUCAUGAUCGGUAUUUUCAACUAAAAGGAUGGCCUUCGCCCCAACAGCAGGAUUGGCUUAAGCGGUACACGAGCCCAUACACCACCUUUGGGACGGUAGCGACCCUUCUCGAGAUGAUACCCGUCUUAUCAAUAUUCUUUACGAUCACCAACGCCGUGGGCGCUGCUCUCUGGGCUGCCGACAUUGAGCAAGGGAAGACACAGAUGAUCCAGGGCACGGCCGGCAACCUGCGAGAGACUGCCAAGAAGGCCGAGUAAGGUUGUGCAAGAGAUAUGCCAAACCGACGUCCCCGAGAUUAGGUGGACCAAAGAUCCUGCACAUAAAUGUAUAGACCGACCGUGUCAUAUUCGUAAGACCUCAACGGUAGGAUUUGAGGGAGCUUGUAAAACUCGCCACCACAUAGCGACCUAGACACAGGCAAGGGUUAUUAGACCGGUGGAAAUUCUGGGGAGAUUUACCGGAUACGUGCGAUCCAAGCUCACGAUACAGCUGGACCUCAACUUUCUAGGUAUUUAGACAUCACCAAUCACUAAGAAUCACAAUAUAUCGAGUCAUUAUCGGACCUAAAGCAUUUCCCCCGAG
Annulohypoxylon maeteangense is the source of this 1302-nucleotide messenger RNA. RefSeq lists its product as uncharacterized. The transcript has 9 exons. The record is from RefSeq and is a predicted model, not a curated record. Bases 108 to 977 code for a protein of 289 amino acids. Lineage: Eukaryota; Fungi; Ascomycota; Sordariomycetes; Xylariales; Hypoxylaceae. Gene Ontology annotation, cellular component: ascospore wall; lipid droplet; prospore membrane.